AAUUUCCUCGUAUUCUGAUAGAUCGACGAGCCCAUCCGUAGCACAUCGAGCCUAUGUCAUGGGCUAGUAUUCUGAUUGCACAUUUAAAUGAAUAUGGCGGAGCCGAAGAGUGUCGCAAGAGCAUCGCUUUGUACGGGACAAUUAUAGAUGGCAUAUUAACCGAUGAUACUACAGACGCUUCCCAAGACCCGUGUAAAGGACCUGAAGUACCUAAAUAAGGUCUUGACCAUCAGAGAAAGUUAAGACCUUGACAUGGCAGAUCAUGCAGAGUCCAAUGGAGAAAUCUUCGGCAGAAGUGAUGAUGAGAUGGUGAACGAUUUUCAGCAGAGUUUGAAUGAGUCAGCGGGUGAUUCAGAAGGAAGUACGUCGUUCCCCGAUCAGGGUGGCAGCUUGGGUAUCCAAUCAGCCGACAAAGAUAGCCACAUAAGCGACAGCAGCUCCGAUUACACCUAUCCUGUGGAUGGCGAACGAAAUGCAGAUGUAGAAGCUUUGGUUACUUACCAUGAAAAGUACAAAGGCGAACUGGAGUACGAGAAGGAGCAACACGAAAAAGCAAUGGCGCUGAGGGAGAAUGAAUUUGCAGAAGAACGAAUCGGUUGGCGGGAGACACUAGAAAAGGAACACGAGGCUACAGAAGCUCUGGCGGAGGAAAAUGCAAGGAAAGAUGCAGAGCUGAUCGAAGUAAAGAGAGAGUUUGCGAGAGCGAAUGAGGAAAACGUGGAGGCAGAGAGAGAACGAUGCAACCAAAAGCUAUACGAGCAGCAGGAGCAGUUUGACGAGAGACUUCGAGUAGAAAUGGAGAAGAAAGACCAAACAAGGGAGCGUCUGAUUAUUCAGCAUGGCAACGAAGUAGAUGCUGUGAGAAACCAGUCUUUGGAUGAGAUUAGGAGUCUGAGAGGCGAGGUCGAACAGCUAAGAAAGAAGGUCCGGGAAGCAGGCGAGAAAACCAAUGUAGCAACUGAAGAGAAUGUCAGUGCAGUAGCUAAGAUAGGCGAGUUGUCUAAUGAUAUGAGAAAGAAGGAAGCAGAACUGACCAGGGUCAAAACUAAGCUGGUUGAGCAAGAGAAGGAGCACGAGGCCUUGUUGAAUCAACAGAAGGCAGAGCAAAAAGAACACCGUCACAUUGACCGUGAAAACUGUCGGAUGAAAAUAGAAUUGGAGGCUUUGGAACGGAGACUUGAGGAUGAAAAGAAGUCGCAUACAGUCACAAGGCAAGCACUGGCAAGAAACAGUGACAUUUCAUCUGAUGUGUCAAUGAAAUGUGUGGUUGAUGCACAUGCACAACUGAUAGAAGACGUGAAGGAAGAAAUGCGUGAAAAAGAAGGAAGAUACCAACAACGUAUUGAGGAGCUGCAGCUGAGCGUUGAGGAGGCAAGGAAAGGUCGCUAUGAAGACCUCGAAGAGAAACACGAAAUGGAUUUAGAGCGCAUGGAGGCUGUCUAUCGUGAUAAAGUUUUGAACUUGGAGCGUCAAAAGGAGGACAUGAUAACUGUUCACAGGCGCGAAUUGGAUGCAUACCAGAAGAAGCUGGUAGAUGCACAAAAUGAGAGUUGCAAAGACAAGGAUAAGUUGGUCAGAGAGAUACGGAACCUACAACAGAGGAUAAAGCAGAUGAAGACCGAACGCAAGGAAAUGCAAUGGUCUUUGGAAGCAAAGGCAGCACUGUGUGACCGACAGGAGGGUGCCACAAAUGAUUUGAAGAAGGAAUUGGGACAGGCUAAAGAGGACAAAAAGGCAUUAGAGGAAAAGAAUGCCGCGGAAUCGAUUGCAACUGACAAACAACACGAGGAGGCACUGGCAUGUAAGGUAAAGGAAAUCAGCGACCUUCGGGAAAAACAGAAGCUGAAGUUGAUGAAUAAGGAGGUGGAAUAUUCUGCGAAGCAGGAGGAGGCGAAGGCCAUCAUGGAGAGGCAGGAGGUGACCCACAGAGCUGAAGUUGAGAAGGAGAGGCAAGCACAUGCAGCAUAUCUUCAGGAGGUGAGACGCGAUAAGGAGGAGGCUGUGGCACAGACAAAGCUUGAUGCCAAGGACAGGGAACAAUUGAUGAUGAGUGAACACGACAAACUGAUACAGUACUUGAAGGAUGAGAUCGCUGACCUCAAGGGGCAAUUAGAGAAGGCUAGGGAGAGACUUGACAAGGAGCAGGAGGAGAGGAGGAAGGAUAUGACAGAUGCUAGAGACGCAGAGAGAAGGAAUCGCGAAGAAUUCGAGGCCAAGAACAAGAAAAUUAUGGAAGAUCAUCAAGCUGAUAUGGAGGCGCAGAAGGCUGGUUACGAGAAAAAGCUAAGGGAGAUGGAACUCCAGAUUGGCGAGAUGAACGAGAACCUGGCGGCAGAAAGGGAUAGGCAUGCACAGGUGUUGCAGGAUGAGAGAAGAAAGGCCGAGAAGGAGAGGUGUGAUGCUGUCAAUAUCCAGACAGAAGCACAUGUAAAAUCUGAGAAUGCUUCCCGUGAAGAGCGUCGGCAGAAGGAUGAAAAGAUCGACGAACUAAAACGAGAAAUAUGGAGGCUGAAUACCUCAAUACCUCCGGAGAAGAAAAAGAUGAGGCGGUUAAGUUUGUCCAGUUUGAGCAGAAAGAAACGAAAGGAUAGUCAUGCGUCGCUGGAUGACACACGCGAUGGUGCCCAUGGAGAGCUCCUUCAGGAAUCUUAUGAGGGACCUUGUAACAAUGAGGCCUAGCACAAAGGUACGAUGAAGAUUGUGUCAGAAUGUCUCAUUUUACACGACAGCACUUUUCUAACAAUAACACAUUCCUUAACAAACCAUGGUUGUGUGAUUAAUUUUCCAACUGCGGAAACAGAAACCAGAAAAUGCAAUUUGCUUCUGCUUUGACAAUUUAGCUCCGAUUCAACUUCUAAAUGUGUUCUGCUGCAGCGGGAAAAUCACACUCAUGUGGCUAUUAUGUGGUAUUUCAAAUCACUAAAUAGGGUGAUUGAUGGUAUGUAGAUGCAUCAUUAAGACACAAACUACACCGCAAGCAGGUAAUAUUUCAUAACCAAGAAAUUGCUUGUGCUGAGUAUAAUUCCUGUGCCUGUGUUAGGUUUUACCAAUACCUUGGACCAAAUACCGGUACUUAAAUUUACAGUUAUACUUCCCGCCAAAGAGAUAUGUAUCGUUGUGAUAAUGACAUUUGAUUGUACAUGUAUAUGGCUGUGAUUUUGUUUCUAUGUUUAUGGCCCUUGGGUCACCUUUCAUGAAUUUUAUCAAACAAAUGUACUUAACACAUUGGGCGUUAUCCUUUGAGGUGUGCGAAUUUCACCACUUACAAUGUACUUUAGAGAGAAUUUGCUGGUCUCUUGCGUUCGAUUUUUUUCAUGCACGUAGCUUUCAAUUGGAACGAAAAUUGUGUCCUCAUAAUAUAAUCAUUUUUGAGGUUUCUUCAGAAAGGGUGAACUUUCAUCAAAAAUCCCCGUUUUUCUCACCACCAUUGGCCGCCCAGAGCACCCUCCCUCUCUGAUCUCAAGCGUAUAAAGAAAAAUUCCUUUGGUUUCGGACUGGCCCAUGCCAUCAGAUGAAGCUCGUGUAUUUAACAUUGUUUUAAAGAGAUAAUGGCGAGUCGAUGAUACCCCGUUUUGGACAUCGUUGGGCAACCACGGUUCUUUUACAAUAAAAAGGUACACAGUAAUUUUAGCCAUGCUCAUUUUUGUGAAUUAAGUCAAAUAAAUAAGAAGCUUCUCUUGGAACAAAUUUAAAGACUUCAUGUCCUUGUUAUAAUUAUUUUUGAGGUUUUCUUCAAAAAGGGUGAACCUGGUCUCACCAACAGGGUGUUAUCCAACUACAGCCACCGUUGUUAUUCAACUAUGCUCGGGUAAUUGUCUUUGAAGUAUGUUGUUCUUCCUCUGGUUCAUCAGUAAACUAUUUUUCUGAACGUGUU
Lineus longissimus is the source of this 3874-nucleotide messenger RNA. Its product is annotated as axoneme-associated protein mst101(2)-like. Lineage: Eukaryota; Metazoa; Nemertea; Pilidiophora; Heteronemertea; Lineidae. The transcript is spliced from 2 exons. The record is from RefSeq and is a predicted model, not a curated record. The coding region runs from base 253 to 2679 and encodes 808 amino acids.